GAGAGACCUUCCUGCCCUACUACACGGGGCUGGCCAUCGAUGGCAUCGUGGUGCAGAAGAGCAUGGACCGCUUCUCCACGGCAGUGCUGGUCAUGUCACUGCUCGCCAUAGGAAGCUCAUUUGCCGCAGGUAUCCGGGGCGGCGUUUUUACGCUCAUAUUUGCAAGACUGAACAUUCGCCUUCGCAACUGCCUCUUCAGGUCGCUGGUGUCUCAGGAGAUGAGUUUCUUUGAUGAGAAUCGCACAGGGGACGUCAUCUCCCGCCUGACAUCAGACACAACCAUCGUCAGUGACCUGGUCUCCCAGAACAUCAACAUCUUCCUGCGCAACGUAGUGAAGGCCACAGGGGUGAUCUUCUUCAUGUUCAGCCUCUCCUGGAAGCUCUCGCUCGUCACCUUCAUGGGCUUCCCCAUCAUCAUGCUGGUGUCUGAUGUCUAUGGGAAGUACUACAAGAAGCUCUCCAAGGACGUGCAGAACGCCCUGGCCAAGGCCAACAACACCGCCGAGGAGACCAUCUCCGCCAUGAAGACCGUCCGCAGUUUUGCCAACGAGGAGGCGGAGGCGAACGUGUACUGGCAGAAGCUGCAGCAGGUGUACAAGCUCAACAAGCGGGAGGCCAUGGCUUACACCUACUACGUCUGGUCCAGCGGGCUGACCCUCCUGGUGGUCCAAGUCAGCAUCCUUUACUACGGUGGGCACCUCGUGAUCUCGGGGCAAAUGACAAGUGGCAACCUGAUAUCCUUCAUCAUUUACGAGUUCGUCUUAGGAGACUGCAUGGAGUCCGUCGGCUCUGUCUACAGUGGCCUGAUGCAGGGAGUGGGAGCUGCCGAGAAGGUGUUCGAGUUCAUCGACCGCAAGCCAACGAUGGUGAACGACGGGUCGCUGGCCCCAGACCACGUGGAUGGGAAGGUGGAGUUCAGAAACGUGACGUUUUCCUACCGCACUCGCUCUGCAACGCAGGUCCUCCAGAAUGUGUCCUUCACCCUGCACCCCGGCAAAGUGACGGCGCUGGUGGGUCCUUCGGGGAGUGGGAAGAGCUCCUGUGUCAACAUCCUGGAGAACUUCUACCCUCUGCAAGACGGGCAGGUGCUGCUGGACGGGCGUCCCAUUAACAUGUACGAUCACAAGUACCUGCACUCAGUGAUCUCCCUGGUGAGCCAAGAGCCGGUGCUGUUCGCCCGCUCUAUUGCAGAUAAUAUUUCUUACGGCUUAACUUCAGCCUCCUUCGAGUCGGUUGUUCAGGCUGCCCAGAAGGCCAACGCGCACGCCUUCAUCACGGAGUUACAAGACGGCUACCACACAGAGGCAGGUGAAAAAGGAGCCCAACUGUCAGGUGGCCAGAAGCAGAGAGUGGCAAUUGCCAGGGCCUUGAUCCGAACCCCCCCCAUCCUAAUCCUGGAUGAAGCCACGAGCGCGCUGGAUGCAGAGAGUGAACAUGCGAUUCAGCAGGCGAUUUACGGCGACUUGCAGAACCACACGGUGCUUGUCAUAGCUCACAGGCUGAGCACUGUCGAGAAGGCACACAACAUCAUUGUGCUGGACAAGGGCCGCGUGGUGCAGCAGGGCUCGCACAAGGAGCUGAUGGAAGAAGGAGGCCUUUAUUCCAAGCUGGUGCAGAGACAGAUCCUGGGGCUGGAGGGGGCCGGCGCGGACAGUCUCCAACCCGCAGCCCGGGGGGAUUCGGCGAAGGCACCCAGCGGGCUGGAGGAAGAGUUCAGGAUAGACCAUUCCCUGCCGGCCGUGGCGCAGGACGAUUACAACACCAUGGCUCACAAGUGA
Messenger RNA from Balearica regulorum gibbericeps (East African grey crowned-crane), 1778 nucleotides. The record is from RefSeq and is a predicted model, not a curated record. NCBI's taxonomy places the organism in Eukaryota, Metazoa, Chordata, Aves, Gruiformes, Gruidae.